GCAGCAAGCGAUACACAGGCUGCCUCUCGCGUUGUAGUUUAUCUCCUUUUUCUAAACGUCAUUAUUCAGCAAUCCAGGGAACGCCAUGCCUCUUCCAGACACAAUGUUCUGUGCCCAGCAAAUCGACAUCGCCCAAGAGCUGCCAGACAUCCUGAAAAACUUCACCAAGGCAGCCGUCCGUACGCAGCCCGAGGACCUGCUGCUGUGGUCUGCGGCAUACUUUACUGCGCUGUCUAAAGGAGAGCGUCUGCCUGUGAAGGAUCGACUGGAGCUGAAUGUCACAAAUAAGAUGGACAGCGCGAUGACUCCUGGUCUGCUAAAAACUCUCCAUAAACAGCUAUCCAUCAGGGAGACGUGCAGCGAGGAGGAACUGCGGGAGAAGUGGAGGGGUCUGUGUCUACCCACGGAUCAGCUGGAGACCCUGCUGUCGCUGGGCAGUUUUGGCUCAGACAUCGAUUGGAUGGAGUUUUUUGCCCUGGGCUGCAGUUCUCUGGGAGAGACGCUCAUAAGUUCCCUCAAGGUUGCUUGCGAGCUGCUGACGGAGGACGAGGAGGGCGGUCCUGCCAGGAUCCCGUUCGACAUUUUUGUCAAACUCUACACCUACCUGGCUCACCUGGAGGGGGACAUGCCACAGGAUCACACACAACCCGCAUCAGCUGGCGGCCUCUCUGCGGGCGGAUGCAACACAGUGAAAUGUGCAAUUUUCAUUUGA
Messenger RNA from Gasterosteus aculeatus aculeatus (three-spined stickleback), 712 nucleotides. The record is from RefSeq and is a predicted model, not a curated record. Lineage: Eukaryota; Metazoa; Chordata; Actinopteri; Perciformes; Gasterosteidae.